UAUCAGCCUCUGAUCCAUUAUUUCGUUCCAUUCCAAGGAAGCAAAUCUACUCCCAAUUUCUGCUCCUCAAAAAUCCCUCGAAACCCUAGUCUCCUCAUCUCUUGGCUUCGGAGCUGGGAAAAUGGCUGAAACGGUUGAGCUUCCUAGCCGUCUGGCGAUUCUUCCCUUUAGAAACAAGGUUCUUUUACCCGGCGCCGUAAUUCGCAUCCGCUGCACCUCGACGAGAAGUGUGAAGCUGGUGGAGCAGGAGCUGUGGCAGAGGGAGGAUAAAGGUUUGAUUGGAGUGCUUCCGGUGAGGGUCACAGAAGCUGCAGCUGCGGCUGCGGUUGGUACCUUGGUAUCGCCAGGAUCGGGGAGUGAUAAUGGAGAACGGAUCGUGAAGACUUCGGCUGAUGUAUUCGGCGAUUCUCAGAAUCAGGGUUCGAAAAGCCAGGAGGAGCCUAUACGCUGGUAUAACAGGGGUGUUGCUGCUAGAGCUCUAAAUCUUUCUAGAGGAGUAGAGAAACCAAGCGGGAAAGUAACAUAUGUUGUGGUGCUUGAGGGAUUAUGUCGAUUUAGUGUCCAAGAGAUUAGUGAAAGAGGAACCUAUUUUGUUGCCCGAAUUUCUCGGCUUGAUAUGACAAAGCCCGAGCUGGAGUUAGCUGAACAAGACCCAGACGUUAUAUUGCUAUCUCGCCAAUUCAAGGCGACUGCCAUGGAACUCAUUUCAGUUCUUGAACAGAAGCAAAAAAUUGCGGGCAGGACAAAAGUCCUUCUUGAUACAGUACCUGUUCACAGACUGGCAGAUAUAUUUGUAGCUAGCUUUGAAAUAGGAUUUGAAGAGCAGCUAUCUAUGCUGGAUUCUGUUGACCUAAAAGUUAGACUAUCAAAGGCAACAGAAUUAGUUGAUCGUCAUUUGCAGUCUAUUCGGGUGGCAGAGAAAAUAACUCAAAAAGUGGAGGGGCAGUUAUCGAAAUCACAGAAAGAAUUUCUCUUGCGUCAGCAGAUGAGGGCCAUCAAGGAGGAACUCGGUGACAAUGAUGAUGAUGAGGAUGACAUUGCAGCUCUUGAAAGAAAGAUGCAGAGCGCAGGCAUGCCUCCGAAUAUCUGGAAACAUGCUCAGAGAGAACUACGACGGCUGAAGAAAAUGCAACCUCAGCAGCCCGGUUACAGUGGUUCGCGUGUUUACCUUGAACUUCUUGCUGAUCUUCCAUGGGAGAAGGUCACGGAAGAACAUGAGAUUGAUCUUAAAGCUGCCAAGGAGCAGCUCGAUUGUGAUCAUUACGGUCUAGCCAAAGUCAAACAACGCAUUAUCGAGUAUUUGGCUGUUCGUAAGCUCAAACCAGAUGCUCGAGGUCCUGUGCUUUGUUUUGUCGGACCACCUGGCGUUGGGAAGACGUCUUUGGCUUCGUCAAUCGCCUCUGCUUUAAACAGAAAAUUUGUACGGAUAUCUCUUGGCGGCGUGAAGGACGAAGCGGAUAUUAGAGGGCAUCGUAGGACUUAUAUUGGAAGCAUGCCGGGGCGUCUUAUUGAAGGAUUGAAGAGAGUGGGUGUCAGCAAUCCUGUGAUGCUGCUCGAUGAAAUUGAUAAGACAGGUUCAGAUAUCCGUGGAGAUCCAGCUUCGGCGCUGCUCGAAGUUCUAGACCCCGAGCAGAAUGGAACAUUCAAUGAUCACUAUUUGAAUGUUCCGUUCGAUUUGUCGAAGGUUAUUUUUAUUGCGACGGCAAAUAGGAGUCAACCAAUACCUCCUCCACUUCUAGACCGAAUGGAAGUCAUUGAGCUUCCCGGAUAUAUGCCGGAAGAAAAACUGAGAAUAGCAACAAAGCAUUUGAUUCCAAGAGUUAUUGAUCAACACGGGCUAAGUCCCAGUUUCCUUCAAAUUCCAGAGGACACGGUGAAACUUAUAAUUCAAAGGUAUACCCGAGAAGCUGGUGUUCGGAGUCUCGAGCGAUGUUUAGCUUCCUUGGCUCGAGCUGCUGCCGUGAAAAUGGCCGAACAAGAAUGCAUAAUCCAAGUUGGCAAAAAUGCGCAUCAGCCCACAACUUCGUUGUUGGACACGAGACUUGUUGAUUCAGCUGAAGUCGAAAUGGAAGUCAUUCCCAUGGAUUCCAGGCAUGAUGAGACUGAUGCUUUCACGAGCACAUCAACACUCAUCGUCGACGAGUCUAUACUCGAGAAAGUGCUUGGGCCUCCGAGGUUUGACAAUGGAGAAGCCGCGGAACGGGUAUCAAGCCCAGGGGUUUCGGUGGGACUUGUGUGGACUUCUUUUGGAGGAGAGGUUCAGUUUAUUGAGGCGACAACAAUGGUUGGGAAAGGAGAUUUACAUCUCACCGGACAGCUCGGUGAUGUCAUCAAAGAAUCCGCACAAAUAGCACUCACUUGGGUGAGAGCCAGAGCUGCAGAUCUUAAACUAUCACCUGCUGCUGAAAUUAAUUUUCUUGAAAAUCGAGAUAUACAUAUACACUUCCCUGCCGGCGCCGUACCAAAGGAUGGACCAUCGGCUGGAAUAACUCUAGUUACUUCUCUUGUUUCACUCUUCAGUCGAAGGAAAGUUAGGGCAGACACAGCAAUGACUGGGGAGAUGACUCUAAGGGGCCUCGUAUUGCCAGUUGGUGGUAUCAAAGAUAAGGUUUUAGCAGCCCAUCGUUAUGGGAUCAAGAGAGUAAUUUUGCCGGAUCGAAACAUGAAGGAUUUGGUUGAGGUUCCAUCAGCUGUUCUUGCUGAUCUCGAGAUUCUGUUUGCAAAGAGAAUGGAUGAUGUGUUAGAAUUUGCUUUUGAAGGUGGAUGCCCUUGGAGACAAUAUGCCAAACUAUAGUUAUACCUAAUCUUUCUACUUCCUUCAAAACUGCAGACAUAAAUUUCUAUCAGAGAGACGGAAGAAUCAGUAUAUAAAUGUUAUGGUAUGGAGGCAGAGGUUUCAUUUAUGAUGAGGUUUAUUUGGUUUAAUUUAGCACUGUAUAUUAUGCUAAAUAAAACUCUCAAUGAUAAAAUGUUGUAAAGCCGAGGGUGUUUUUGCUCUUAUUUUUAUUUUUAUAAUCUGUUAAAUAUGUUAGGCUUAUGUACAUAGGGUUGUAUGAGAAAUUAUAUGUAAUUCUGUUUUAAUUAUGGAAUUAAUGUUUACUCUA
Phalaenopsis equestris is the source of this 3104-nucleotide messenger RNA. RefSeq names its product lon protease homolog 2, peroxisomal. The transcript is spliced from 17 exons. Gene Ontology annotation, biological process: protein targeting to peroxisome; protein quality control for misfolded or incompletely synthesized proteins; protein catabolic process. Gene Ontology annotation, molecular function: ATP hydrolysis activity; ATP-dependent peptidase activity; ATP binding. NCBI's taxonomy places the organism in Eukaryota, Viridiplantae, Streptophyta, Magnoliopsida, Asparagales, Orchidaceae. The record is from RefSeq and is a predicted model, not a curated record. Bases 122 to 2794 code for a protein of 890 amino acids. Gene Ontology annotation, cellular component: peroxisomal matrix.